UUCAAUGUUUCAGCGCUAGAGCACUCUGUAAUCAAUAAAUUUAAAAACCCAAUAUUUACAAACACUCAGAAAGGACAAAAUUUGUUUACAUAUUGAUACACGAUCAUCUAUAAAAUAUUAAUAUUUUGAAAAUUCACUUUUUGCAUAAAACUUAAAUCUAACUUAAUAGCAUCACGCGAGAUCAAAUAAAAUCCUACUAAUGAAAGUGAUGUUCAACAUUUUAAAAUCACGCUGUUUAACCUAACGAGUUCACUUAUUCUUUAGGGCAACAAUUUACACAGCAUAGAGACAUUUUUCUACGCUUUCAGUAUAAAAUGAAAAGAUAAAAAUGGAUGUAUUAAAUUCUGAGCCUGAAGAUGGUACUAACAUCAGAAAUUAUUUAGCUACAUUUCAAAAAGAAAUAGAGGGUGAUGACAUUGAAGAGAAUGAAUCACUAAUUGAUCAAGAAUCAGAUGAAGAUUGUGUAACAGGAGGAUUAUAUGGAUACAUGUCACCAAAUGAGUUAAAUGGAGAUAUAGAAAUAAAAGAGGAACCAGAAGAUGAUGGGGAAUUAUUUGAACACACUUAUCCACGUUUUAAAGAUGAUAGUGAGGAUGAAGAAAAAUUAUUUGAUAAACAUCCUCGAAGAAAAGGUGCUGAAAUUAUCAGGUUGGGAUCAAGAAACAUUGAUAAUACUGAAAAAUUUGAAGAUGACUUUUUAGAACCUUUAAAAGAAAAUUCUGGUGUUGUAUCUGCUGUUGGAGAAGAACUUCAUAUUGAUGAUAAACAUACUUUAGAAAUGGUGGCUCAGUUUGCUGAACAGGCUGUAGCUAAAGCUUCAAAGAAUUCCUUGAUAUCAAAUACUGAAAAUGGAGCACCUUAUCAAACAGUUACUAUCGUACCAUCAGACACAAAUCCUGGAGAAUUGAGCUACGUUUUGUUUGUUUCAGAAACUGGUGAAUGCCUUGAUAAAAAUGUCAUCGAAGGAAGCCUGCCUAUUUUCAAUUUGACUGAUGCUGCUCAGUUAAGUGAGGCAUUUUUAUCAGAACAGUUAAAUGAAGGAGUCAAAAUGCGUACAAUACGUUUAGCUCCACGAAAAUCUUCAUUAGCUACUCAACAACACGCCUGUGCUUAUUGUAGCUAUUCAAGUCCAAAAAGAUACUUAUUGUCACGCCAUAUGAAAAGUCAUUCAGAUGAGAGACCACAUAAAUGUGGUGUUUGUGAAAGAGGAUUCAAAACUGUAGCUUCCCUUCAAAAUCAUGUUAAUACACACACUGGAACACGUCCUCACUCUUGCAAGGAAUGUGAUUCUUGCUUCACUACUUCUGGUGAGCUUGUUCGUCAUGUGCGUUAUAAACAUACCCAUGAAAAGCCACAUAAGUGCACUGAAUGUGAUUAUGCAAGUGUAGAACUGAGCAAAUUAAAGCGUCAUAUGCGUUGCCAUACGGGAGAAAGGCCUUACCAAUGCCCACAUUGCACAUAUGCUAGUCCGGAUACGUACAAGCUGAAGAGGCAUUUGCGUAUUCACACUGGUGAGAAGCCAUAUGAAUGUGAUAUUUGCCAAACCAGGUUUACUCAAUCAAACAGUUUGAAAGCCCAUAAGCUUAUACAUUCUGGAAAUAAACCUGUGUUUCAUUGUGAAUAUUGUCCUGCUACUUGUGGACGGAAAACUGAUUUGCGCAUUCACAUGGAAAAGCUUCACUCGAGUGAUAAACCACACAGAUGUAGAAGGUGUGGUAAAGUUUUUCUAGAUAGGUAUAGUUAUAAGAUUCAUGCUAAAAGUCAUGAUGGUGAAAAGUGUUUUAAGUGUGAUUUAUGCAAUUAUGCUUCUAUUUCUCAACGGCAUUUAGAAACACACAUGUUUAUUCACACUGAUCAGAAACCAUUUCACUGUGAUGAAUGCGAUCAAAGCUUUCGUCAGAAGCAGCUCUUAAAACGGCAUAAAAAUAUUUAUCAUGAUCCAAAUUAUAUCAGACCUGAGCCCAAAGAAAAAAAUCAUGUUUGUACUGUUUGUACAAAAGCUUUUAGACACAAGGGUAAUUUAAUACGACAUUUUGCUAUCCAUGAUCCAGAUGCUUCAGCUACUGAUAAAGAGCUGGCCAUGAGGUUAGGAGAACCUAAAAAGCCAGGACAAGAUAUAGAUGGUGAGGAAGAUGAAGAAGAAAUGAAUGAAUAUGAUUCUGUUGCAGAUGAUAAAGAGAGCCAACAAGUUGUUGUGUUUGAAGUUAUCCAGUUGCCUGGAGCAAAUAGUAUGAUUUCUGAACCUCAAACAAUUACAAUGCUUGAUGGUCAAACUCUACUUUUUAAUGGCAACGAAAGGCAAGAGUUCUCUGUUAUUCAGCGUGCUGAUGAAAUUAGUGACUUACUUGGUCUUUCUGAAAACAUUUCUGAUUCUGAGGUUAACGAUAGUAUGGACUUGGAAAGUAGUGUUCAAAGCAACGACAAUGAAAUUUUGCCACAAAAGGGGAAAAGUGCUAAAAAAUCUUUGAAGAAUUCAUCAUACAGAAAAGUUAAUAAAAUAAAUGAUAGAAAAAAUGCUACUGUUUUUAAAGUUUCUGCUGACAAAUCUGUUUCUGAACUUCAGAAUCUUUCACUAUCAUCUCUUCUAGAUGAUAAGUCUGUUCCAGGAAAAGAGAUGCAACCGAAUAAGGAAGACCAAUAUCAGAAAGAUUUUGAAAAUUGCUUUGGAUUUAAUGAACAUGAUGACUUAUUAGUUGUUUCUACCAGCCCUGUAUAUGAGACAUUUGAAUCCAACAUUGAUCCCGAUAUAUCUUGACCAUGUGAUUAAAUUAAUUUUAAAAAUUAAUCUGUGAUUAACAAUUUGAAUAUGAGAACAUAUUCCUUAUGUGCAGAUCUUAUAUGAAAUUAUCGUUUGUGUUCUAUUUCAAUCACUGAACUGUAUAUUAACUUUGUAUUGAAAGCCAAGUGAUAUUUUUGCAGUAACAAUACUUUUAACAUUUGAAUUGAUACUUCAAAAGUGUCUUUUUCAUCUAGAGCUUUAUAAAUACUUACUCGAGAUGCUGGCAGAUUGAAAGCAAUAUCAUCAAAAAUGUAAUUGAUUAAAUGAAUCAUUAAUGAGUUUAAUACAAUUGAUGUUUCAUUCAUUUUUGCUGAAAUCGUUAUUAAUUAUCUAAGUUUGCAUUUUAUGAAUCAUAUGCUUGGGAAUUAUAAUUAUUUUCAAAUUAUAAUUAUUUUCAAAUGAUACUUUUUAUUGGUUUAUUUGUAAUAUAGUUAUUAAAUUUUUGUACAUUUGUUUGUUGUUGAUUAAAUAUAAAUGUUGUUCAUUUAUCAUGACUUGUUUUUACACAGGACUGAGAAUAGCAUGUUAUAUUUAAUAAUAAAAUUUUUGUUAAAAACGUU
This is a messenger RNA of Parasteatoda tepidariorum (common house spider), 3339 nucleotides long. RefSeq lists its product as uncharacterized. Gene Ontology annotation, biological process: regulation of transcription by RNA polymerase II. Gene Ontology annotation, cellular component: nucleus. Gene Ontology annotation, molecular function: RNA polymerase II cis-regulatory region sequence-specific DNA binding; DNA-binding transcription factor activity, RNA polymerase II-specific. The record is from RefSeq and is a predicted model, not a curated record. NCBI's taxonomy places the organism in Eukaryota, Metazoa, Arthropoda, Arachnida, Araneae, Theridiidae.